Aspergillus nomiae NRRL 13137 is the source of this 1151-nucleotide messenger RNA. RefSeq lists its product as uncharacterized. NCBI's taxonomy places the organism in Eukaryota, Fungi, Ascomycota, Eurotiomycetes, Eurotiales, Aspergillaceae. The transcript has 2 exons. Bases 1 to 780 code for a protein of 259 amino acids. The record is from RefSeq and is a predicted model, not a curated record.
AUGGGGUUUGGCGGCGUUGUUCUCCGCUUCUUCAACCUAGCUAUUCGUGUCCUUCAAUUUCUUGACGGCGCGGUAAUUCUAGGAAUUUUCUCCUACUUUUUAGCUGUCCUCAGCCGCCAUGACCAGAACAUCCCUCAGUGGAUGAAAGCUACUGAGGGUCUGUCGGGUGCGGCGACCCUUUACGGACUAUUAGGCAUCCUCUUCAGCUGCUGUUUGGGAGGAGUCGCAUUUUUCGCCGCUGUGGCCGUUGUUCUCGAUGUCUGCUUUGUCGGAGCCAUGAUCGCUAUUGCGAUCAUGACUCGCAAUGGCACACAGCAAUGCAGCGGCCGAGUCGAUACUCCUUUAGGAUCAGGGGAAAGCAACGCAGAAUCGCCAUCUAAAGUGAAAUACGAGUUUGCCUGUCAACUCCAAAAAGUCACAUUCGCCGUUGCGAUCAUCGGAAUCUUUUUCUUCUUGGUUUCCAUUCUCUUCCAAGUCCUCUAUGCCCGUCACCACAAGCGUGAGAAGCGCUUCGGACCUUCCCCGGCCAACGAUUACACGUAUGGUACUCGUCCUCGUGCUUUCUGGCGUCGCAAGAAGAACAACCCGGAUACCGCCAGCGCCGACGAUAUGCUCCCAACCCAUCCUACUCCUCAGGAUGUUGAAUUAGGACCUACCCAGGAGAAGCCCAGUGGUUUUGGUAGCUUCUUCUCUCGAAACAAAGAUACCACUCAGACCACCCCGAAUGUGCCACAGAACGGCUAUGGCUACGGAAACUCCGCCUAUACGGGCAACUACUAAGACAACUACAUUCCAUACCACUUUCGAAAUGUGAAUGCCAUGGAAUUGUUCGAGAGAACACAAACAUGGUGUGCAAAACAAAACAAAAACAAAUAAAUAAAAUGAGAUACACUAUAACUGAAACCAACAAACUUUGGAGUUGUUGCAACUAAUCGCGCGGGUCUAUAUCCGCUCGGGAGAAACUGGGCAAUGGCUUUAUCAUCUAAUUGGGCUAGGAAGGUAAUAACGUCUAUGAAUAAUGAUUGCAAAUAAGAUACCAUGGUCUUUUUGGAUUUAUGUGGGGUGAUACUUUCCAGUACAGUACUGCAUUGGACGAUAUGGGCUUGGCUCAGUGUUUAAUGAAAUCAAAUUAUUACCUAAUUUAUGAGUAC